Molecule: messenger RNA, 2807 nt
Organism: Pezoporus occidentalis (night parrot)
Lineage: Eukaryota; Metazoa; Chordata; Aves; Psittaciformes; Psittacidae
Product: proto-oncogene Mas-like
Exons: 2
Coding region: 232-1287 (351 amino acids)
Biological process (GO): G protein-coupled receptor signaling pathway
Cellular component (GO): membrane
Molecular function (GO): G protein-coupled receptor activity
Source: RefSeq, a predicted model, not a curated record
GACAUGAUUCAUCUCAGCUGUAAUUGGUUUUUUAAGCUAUUUGUUUCCCAGUACCGACUGCAAAAAGGGCCCUCAGGAACUGAGUUUUAAGAAGGGACAAACAGUGUAGUUUAACUUUUCCUACAUGUCAUAUAGAAUUUGGGGUCAAUGCUUUGAACAGUGCAUUAGAGCUCUGUGUUCCAAGUCCAAAUACAGCAAUCCCUCCCUAAAUCAAGCUCUGGCGACAAAGAGAUGAACCAAAUCCAGAAACACCAUCAGGUCACCAUGAGGGAAAGUCACACCAGUUACCUCUCUCCUUUCUGCUUACAGGUCUGUCUGAAAUCCCUCAUGAUGAGUACUUCAACCACGUCAAUCUUCCUUCCAACUGCAAGCAGCCAGGUUCUUGGGACUAAUCAGAGUGUGGCUGUGGGAAAGACAGAGCCAUCCUAUGCUGUCCUCAAGUUCAUGGAGAGCUUCUGCCUCAUCAGUGCUGCCUGUGGCAUGGUGGGUAAUGGCAUGGUGCUAUGGUACCUUGGUUUCCGUAUCAGGAGAAACCACUUCACAGUCUACAUCCUGAACCUGGCUGCUGCCGACUUUGGGUACCUCCUCUGCAUUGCCAUAGAGACGGUUCAGUACCUGAUGCAGUUCAACGUGGGGGUGCAGUUUGGGAUAUUCCUCUUCCUGGAUCUUUUCAUGUAUGGGACUGGCUUGUACCUCCUGACCGCCAUCAGUAUUGAGAGGUCCCUCUCUGUGCUUUGUCCCAUCUGGUGCAGAAGUCACCGCCCAAAGCACUUGUCUGCCAUCAUCUCUGGCCUGCUCUGGGGUAUCUCCCUGCUGCUGAACACUCUUGGGUAUGUUUUGUGCUCCGUGCACCGCUCUGCUGGGACCUGCCAGAUCCUGCUCAUCACCAUUGGAGCCUUGGACUUCAUAUUCUGCACACCCCUCAUGCUGCUCUUCAGCCUUAUCCUCUUCCUUAGAGUCAAGUGCAGCUCCCAACACCUCCGAACGGGCAGGCUUUUCACCGUCAUCAUGCUCACCGUUCUCUUCUUCCUCAUUUUUGCUGUGCCUUUGAGUAUCCUGAUCCUCUUUGACUUCUUGGGCUACAAAUUUCUCUACUCCCCAGAGAUCGGUUUCGUGCUGUCCUGUGUGAACAGCACCCUCAACCCUGUCAUUUACUUCCUGGUGGGAAGCUACAGGGAUCGGAGAAUCAAGUUUACCCUCAGGCUGGCAUUCCAGAGGGCCUUUGAAGAUUCAGCAGAUGACAAAGAUGAGCGGGAAACCCAUGACACAAUCACUAUGUCUUCCUAAACCCAUCCUGUGCGUAACAGCAGCACUGGUCUGGAGCUGAGGGCUGAUAGUUUAAAGAACUGAAGAUCUCUGAGAUACUGGGCCUUUAGCUAAUUAUUUUAAGCUCCAUCAAUGGUCAGAGAAAACAAACAUCUGGACCACAGAGUUUACCUGACCUCUGUUAGGACUACAUUGAAAGUAUCUAUUUCUCUUCAGUGCCCAUUAAAGGAUUUCAGCUUGGUAAGGUAGAAUACCUUGGUGUCUGCAUUACAUCAAAGGAAUCCCACUCAGAAUUUGCAGUUUACUCAAUAAAUCUCUGUCUUUCAGAGUACAACAAUAUCAAACUCACAAAUUUCAGUCACUUUUUACUCAGGUCUCUGAAAAUGAGAUAGGAACCUCUCCUCCUCCUGUUGAAAUAAGCCAUGAAAUUCCUAGAAGGACUCUAUCUAUCUCACUUCAUGUUAAAUACCUGUAUCUCAGCCACACAUGUCAUUUUCUGCAGCUCAUAGGGUGCACAAUUCUUUGCUCUCUCAUGCUCAUUUCAAACAGUGAAAUGAUUCAUGCCCUGGAAGUUCCUUUCUUCUAUUAGCAAGGGAAGUUUCCAUAUACCAUGGAGUUGUGAUGCAGUACGAAAGGGCCCCAGCCCCUACCAACUUGCCUUAAAACUUUAUACACUGAGUUGCAUUCUCGCUUUCCUUGUGUUUCAAAGAAAUACAGGACUGGAGUUGCAUAUUACUUUACCUUCCUCCAGCCCAAGAAGGAGUAUCUUCAUCUAACUAACUACAGCACGCAUUGGGUUGUUAUUCCUCCCUUUAAGGACUGAUAAGAACCCAUGGCUUCUAACAUCCCCUUUACUGACAGAAUUAAAAUGAAGGGUAGAGGAAAAAAAUAAGAAACAGAAAAAAGGUUAAUGAAUACCACAAUUUGCAACAAAUUAUUCUCUAGACCCUUGAGAUGAAAUAUCUGAUUAUUUGAAAUGUGGUACUAUCAGACUACCUAACAUUAGCACUUUUAACCAGACUAUAUAGGAAAACGCAACACAGGUCAUUUUCUUUGAGAAACCCUCCAGAUUUCCAUUUCAUACCUUCAUUUGUGAAUACUUUCCUAAAGGGAAGAUGCAUUCUUCUGUUGUCUAUUAUCUUUAUCUUGUUGCUUUUUGCUUCCUGUUUACAGUUCCUGAAAGCUGAAAUUUGAGUUCCAUUUCCAGUAUUCUUUAAUGUUCUGCUCUUCUGCAGUGUACAUACAGUUGAUUCAGAUUAGGGCUGUGUCAUCAAUUAUUUUUUGUAAGGUGGUUUAUUUUCCUUCUAACUUCUACUGCUGAGGGGAAGAGAGUAUCCCUUUAUCAGAAAACAUGUUCUAAAUGUUUCGUUUUGAAUGUCUGUAAUGAUUUUAUCACUGGAGGAACUGAAUCUUUUCUGUUAUUGUAAAAAAUAAUAAACCCCUUUUUUUUUAAAGGGAAAACAAUUUGCAUUUAAAAAUAUUCUUGUGCUCAGAAGAAGCCAUCAACUGAUAAAACCAUUUAAAGUGUUAUAAACAUAUAA